This is a messenger RNA of Nematolebias whitei (Rio pearlfish), 831 nucleotides long. RefSeq names its product proteasome 20S subunit beta 11b (gene psmb11b). The record is from RefSeq and is a predicted model, not a curated record. Gene Ontology annotation, cellular component: proteasome core complex. NCBI's taxonomy places the organism in Eukaryota, Metazoa, Chordata, Actinopteri, Cyprinodontiformes, Rivulidae.
AUGAAUGCAGAGCUCAACCUACCUUUUCCCUUUCCCAUGUCUCAUGGGAUCACCACCUUGGCGUUCAUGUUUCAGGGCGGCGUCCUGGCUGCAGCAGACACUCGUUCCAGCUGCUCUGGCCUCGUGGCAUGCCCAACCUCCCAGAAGAUCCUGCCCAUUCACAGCCACUUGGUAGGCACCACCUCAGGAACUUCAGCCGACUGCGCUCUUUGGAAGCGGAUCCUGUCUCGAGAACUGCGGCUUUACCAACUGCGUUAUGGCCGACGCUUGUCCACGAAUGGAGCUGCCAAACUGCUUUCUCACAUGCUUCACCCUUUUAAAAGGACUGAGCUUUGUGUAGUCGGCACGCUGUGUGGGUGGGAUGGAGCUGAGCAAGAUGAUGGAUGUCAUGACAGUAGCUUGGAAACUCAAAAAAUGGACUGGAAGAUGGAUGCCUCCAGUGAAAAUAUCUCUCUGUUAUGGAGUCAGGGCUCUUUUUUGACACAGCCAAAGAGUUCAGAGAAGAAAAUUAGUUUCUCUGGGCCCAGACUGUUUUAUGUAUACAGUCUCCAGGGGACACUUUUCUCUGUGGGUUCAGGAUCCCCCUACGCCUACUCCAUCCUGGACCAAGGAGUUCAGUGGGGUCUGACAGUAGAGGAGGCCACAUCAAUAGCUCGAGAGGCUGUGUUCAGAGCCACCCACAGGGAUGCAUACUCAGGCAACUGUGUGGACAUCUAUCACAUCACCUCAAAAGGAUGGACUCGCAGGACGAGCGAGGACCUGAAAGAGGAAUAUUACAGAGAAAAAGAGAGGCGACAGCUUGAGAGGAAGAUGCAUGAAAACUUUCUAUGA